Molecule: messenger RNA, 1779 nt
Organism: Daucus carota subsp. sativus
Lineage: Eukaryota; Viridiplantae; Streptophyta; Magnoliopsida; Apiales; Apiaceae
Exons: 7
Coding region: 205-1779 (524 amino acids)
Biological process (GO): DNA replication; telomere maintenance; DNA repair
Cellular component (GO): replication fork
Molecular function (GO): DNA helicase activity
Source: RefSeq, a predicted model, not a curated record
AUAUACUAAAAUACCUAGAUUACCUAUCCCGCGCGACCCGUUUACAAACCACAUAACCGGCUAGAUAACCAACUUGGAUACAGUACCUUGCCAGCUUGCCUUCUUCGCGGAUAUUAAUUCCUGAUUGAUUGUGUUGAUUGCUAAUUUCAGAAUUCUUCUCUUCCAUUAUGGAAAGUGCACGUAAUCAGGGAUGCAUUUUAGACUAUGAUUUUAAUUUUUCAAAAUUCAAACAUAAUUUCUUUGCUUGCUGUCAAAGAGUUCUUGUAUGGGUUUGUAGAGUGGUUUUUGACAGUAGUCUUGCUGGCUAUGGAUUCACGUUCGCAGCAGCCGAUGAUUAAUUUGUCAAGCUCAGGUCGGAAGAGGAACAAAGAAAAUCAAUCAGAUGCUUCACUUGCUGGUAUUCGUCAACAAGGUUCUGGAAAUGCUCUGGAUUUGUUCCUACAAAGACGCGCUGAAAGCAUUAAGAGAUCCAGGACCACCGGGACUUCGUCAGAGUUCGACAAAAACAGCAGAGCCACGAGUCAGGUCCCUCUAUCAACUAUUGAUCAGAGUGCAUCAUAUCAAUAUAAGUUGGACAUACAUAUUGAGCAAUUAAGGACUAGCAUGUCUGCCAUAGCAAUCAGGCGUGCCCGGUUGUCCAAUUUUGAUCAAAAUCCAAGCCCUGGCUCUGUGUUGGAUUCUACCGUCACAAACGUGAUGCCAUCUGCCAAUGCAGCCACAGACCUCAUUGUAUGGGACGAGGCUCCUAUGCAGCACCGAUAUGCAUUUGAAGCCGUGGACAGGACUUUGAGAGAUAUAAUGUCUGCCGUUGAUGCUUCAAGAGCAUCCAAGCCUUUUGGAGGAAUAACUGUUGUGUUCGGAGGUGAUUAUCGCCAAAUUCUGCCUGUAAUACCCAAGGCCGGUAGACCGGUGAUUGUGGCAGCUUCCAUGAACCGUUCAAGAUUUCGCUACAGAGACGGCAAGGCAGUGCAUGAAGGCUCUCAUGAAUCGCACGGAGAUGUCCAGAUUACUAUUCCUGAACGGUUUGUGGUUCAAGCAAACGAGAAUCUUCUUCGGUCACUGGUUGAUAGGAUAUAUCCCGAUUUUGAGCAAAACUUUGAGUCACGUGAUUACAUUCGAAGCCGGGCUAUUCUUACCCCAACUAAUGUCGUGGUUGAUGAUAUAAACAAUAUUAUAGUUGAUCGGAUUCCUGGUGCAACGCACACUUAUUUGAGUCAAGACAGCAUGGAAGAUGCAGGACCCGAGACAAAUGAUUUUGACGAAUCGUUUCCUAUCGAAUACCUGAACUCCCUCAAUAUGCCGUGCAUACCAAAGCACGAGUUGAAUCUUAAGAUUGGGACACCGGUUAUGUUGAUGCGAAAUUUGAACCAAAUCAUUGGAUUAUGCAAUGGUACCCGGAUGAUCGUCACUGGUUGCAAGAAGAACAGCAUAGAGUGUGAGAUUAUCACUGGUACGCACGCUGGGACAAAGCAUCUGAUUCCAAGAAUUGACAUGAUACCAACUGAUACUAUUUGGCCUUUUGAUUUUAAGAGGACUCAAUUUCCCUUGCAAGUUUGCUUUGCGAUGACCAUCAAUAAGAGCCAGGGUCAGUCCCUUGAUAUGGUUGGUUUGUAUCUACCUAGGCCUGUAUUCUGUCACGGACAACUUUAUGUCGCAAUAUCACGCGUUACUUCACCUGAUGGUCUACACAUAAUGAUCGUUGGAGAAGAUGGUUAUACCAAAAACAUGACGAGAAAUGUUGUUUUUGAAGAAGUCUUCUACAACAUUCCAAUGAUAUAG